UCCAUACCGGAAGUCAUGUUGCGCCGUUAGUUAGCUUCACAGGCUAACCGGGGUGUGCGGUGCUCACAUCACCUGAAGGUUCACAGGUGAACGUCCACAGGUGAACGUCACAGCUGCUUUCACUGUCCCGGGCUGCGCCACAUCUCUUGAAACAUGACCAAACACGAGUUUGAGGUGGCGAUGACCUGCGAGGGGUGUUCAGGAGCUGUGACCAGAGUGCUCAACAAGCUGGGAGAUGUGAAGUUUGAGAUCGACCUGCCUAAGAAGCUGGUUUGGAUCGAGUCCGACAGAGACGUGGAAGUUCUCAUGGAGACACUGAAGAAAUGUGGAAAGGAGGUCAAGUACAACGGCACCAAAUGAAGGAACAGGAAAUCGUCGCUGCUGAUGCAAAAUGAAGAUUUAUUCUGGAUUUUAAACUCGCUGCCUGUCAGGAAGAGUCUGAUGGAUCUGAGUGACCGCCCCCUCCCCCCUCAUUUAAAUGCCAAACCGCUCACACGCACAAAAAUCCUCCUCGGAUGCAGAUCGUCUCUCAGUGUUGCGAUUUACGAGGUCAGAGCUGCCGAGCAUGUUUAGAGAAUGACAACAACCCCGAAGAUCGUGGCGUUUGACAUCCUCUAACUGUGUUUAGUCUGUGAUGGAGGUGACAUGAUGAUCUGGCCUGAAUAAUCACUCGACACGUCUCCAACAUAUUUUCUGAGAAAGAAUAAAUCGCAGCCUUUCCUGUGUCGUUAAAUUGACAGUAAUAUUUUACUUAAUAACUAACAGAUGAGCUGUACAGUGACACCGUGCAUGCUCUUCAACAUGAACUCCAGCUGUAAAAUCAGAAACAUCGGGACAUGAUGGAGAUUUGAAGCAUUUAUUAUGUCUGUGAGUGCUUGCAAAAGGUCACAUUAAAGCUACAAAAUGAGACACUAGUAAACUUCCUUAAACACUUAAGUACAUUCCCUGGAUUGUAAAGUUUAGUCUGCCUGAACCACGACUCGGUAUUAUUGCAUUCAUUGGAUUUAACAUGAGGAAUCAUGUGUCAUCUGAUCUGUAGACCUGCACCGAGGAGGAAACUCAGUCCCGUCUCUCUUCCCUUCAGGGACCACCUGCUGGACUUUAUCUUCCAUCACAGUUUACACUCUAAAAACACAUUUAGAACAUAUCAUGUUGAUUUGAUUUUUACUAACAUGUAUGUGUUUUCUGUUCACAACCUCAAGCCCUUGAUGUAAUUCACUCUUCAUGUUACUUUAGGAGAAAGAUAAUCACUCUGUCUCGGGCUUUUGUAAUCUGUCUUGUCUUGGUAUGUUCUGCACACACAGAGGAAAUAAAAGUUCUGCCUCCACACGUCA
This is a messenger RNA of Larimichthys crocea (large yellow croaker), 1334 nucleotides long. It is a transcript of the gene atox1, whose product is annotated as antioxidant 1 copper chaperone. Bases 154 to 360 code for a protein of 68 amino acids. The transcript is spliced from 4 exons. Gene Ontology annotation, biological process: copper ion transport. Gene Ontology annotation, molecular function: copper chaperone activity; metal ion binding. Gene Ontology annotation, cellular component: cytosol. The record is from RefSeq and is a predicted model, not a curated record. Lineage: Eukaryota; Metazoa; Chordata; Actinopteri; Sciaenidae.